GGUGCUGCGCAGGCAGUCACCACUGUUCCUCUCCUCUGGUCUCAGCUCUGGGGGAUGGCAACGCGUGCCAUGGCCACCAGCCUGCUCUGUGUCCCCCCACCCCAGGACCUGCUCCGGCCCCUGGCUGUGCCAGAGAGGCUGCUGCUCGGACCAGGGCCCAGCAAUGUGCCCCCCCGCAUCCUGGCUGCGGGUGGCCGGCAACUCCUGGGCCACAUGCACCCCGAGGUGCUGCAGGUGAUGGAUGAGAUCAAGGCAGGCAUCCAGUACGCCUUCCAGACGCAGAACCGUCUGACCCUGGCCAUCAGCGGCACCGGCCACUGCGCCAUGGAGGCUGCCCUCCUCAACGUCUUGGAGCAUGGUGACACCACACUGGUGGCUGUCAAUGGCAUUUGGGGACAACGCGCUGCCGACAUUGCGAGGAGGUUGGGAGCCAAUGUCCACGAGCUGCUGAAGCCCCCAGGCGAGUACUUCGCUCUGUGGGACAUCGAGGAGGGCCUGACACGGCACAAGCCCUCAGUGCUCUUCAUCACUCAUGGCGAGUCCUCCACGGGGGUGCUGCAGCCGCUGGAGGGGCUGGGCGAGCUGUGCCACCGGCAUGGUUGCCUGCUGCUGGUGGAUGCAGUGGCAUCGCUUGGGGGAGCCCCCAUCUUCAUGGACCGGCAGGAGAUCGACGUCCUGUACUCGGGGUCUCAGAAAGUCCUCAACGCCCCCCCUGGCAGUGCCCCCAUCUCAUUCAGCAAGCGAGCCAGGGAGAAGAUGCUCAGGAGAAAGACAAAGCCCCCAUCCUUCUACCUCGACAUGAGCUGGCUGGCAAACUACUGGGGCUGCGAUGGGGAGCCACGAAGGUACCAUCACACAGCACCAAUCAACAGCUUCUUCAGUCUGCGGGAAGGCUUGGCCAUGCUGGCGGAGCUGGGUCUGGAGAGCUCAUGGGAGCGCCACCGGGCCAACUGUGCCCAGCUGUGCCAGGGGCUGCGCGACCUGGGGCUUGAGCUCUUCGUGAAGGAGGAGAAGGCGAGACUUCCCACAAUCACCACUGUCAGGGUGCCGGAGGGCUAUGACUGGAAGGACAUCACCGCCUUCCUCAUGGACAACCACGCCAUCGAAAUCGCCGGGGGGCUGGGCCCCUCGGUUGGCAAGGUCCUGCGGAUCGGCCUCAUGGGCUGCAACUCGACCAGCAGCAAUGUAGACCGGGUGCUGCAUGCCCUGAGGGACGCCCUUGGGCGCUGCCACCGCAGCAGGCUGUGA
Molecule: messenger RNA, 1248 nt
Organism: Charadrius vociferus (killdeer)
Lineage: Eukaryota; Metazoa; Chordata; Aves; Charadriiformes; Charadriidae
Gene: AGXT
Product: alanine-glyoxylate aminotransferase
Exons: 11
Coding region: 55-1248 (397 amino acids)
Cellular component (GO): peroxisome
Molecular function (GO): L-serine:pyruvate transaminase activity; L-alanine:glyoxylate transaminase activity
Source: RefSeq, a predicted model, not a curated record